AAGGUCAAAGGACUCCAUUUCUCGGGAUCACCAUUAUGUUCUUAAAGAAGUGGAAGAGUUUGAUGGAGUUUGACAAACUGCCUGUAGGUUCCAAAUGGCUGGGUCAACCCCAAAACACAGUGACAGAAACACAUGUAGCCUUGGCAACUAUCAGAUUUGGGUAAAUUCAGUGACAAAGUGUAGUCUAGCUUCAAUUCGUUGCUCCCUGACUGUUCUCGAUGCUAAACAGCAAUGCAUUGUUAUUUCAAAUUGGCAUGUAAUGCCUUUCAAUGAAACCUGAUCCGUGGAUGAAAGUGACAGAGCCAUGUCAUGACAAUCCACAGGUGCUAAUACAGACAGUGGACUUCGUAACAGUAAGGUCUUGGCCUGUCAUCAGACAGGAAGCCAGAGGGGCCACCAAGGAAGAGGCUUGUCAUGCGCCCCUCCCUUGAGCUGGUUGCAUUUUCUUUCAGUUUUCCUCAAAAUUUAAUUAAGCAUCUGUUGAGCAUCCAAGAAGUAAAAGGAGGAAUGACAGGUGGAGCCUGUGUUAAAUGCAGUAUGAAAUGUUUACUCCAGCAAGAGACAGAUAGAAAGACUGACCCACUGCCCACGCCACCAUGAUGCCAUAAAUAUUAGCCUAACUGGUGUAAUGAGAUUAUGGGUUACUUCCCCCCCUGGUUCACAGGUUUUCUCUAAAAGGGAAGGAUUUCAUCAAGACAAGAUCCAGUCCUUCUGUUUCCCAGAUCUAGGAUUCUCUCAAUAAAUACCUGUUCCACCUAUGACGUACCAGGCACAAUACAGUAAGAAAAGAUGCAUGGGUACUUGCCCUCGAGUAGCCUACAUUCUAGUGGGAGGGAUGGUUGAAUAAUAGAAUCAAUGCAAGCAUGAAUGCUUUGAUCAAGGGUAUGAAAUAGAUAAUGGGGCACGAGGUCCUAGUUUAUCUAUGUGGUCAGGAAAAGCCUCUCUGAGGUGACAUUCCUGCAAGACCCAAAGUUGGGGGAAUUUCAGACUGGGGAAUUUACACAAGGCAGGUCCCAGGAAGAAGGAAGGAGGGGUGCCUGUCUGUGAUUGGAGUAUGGGGUGUGGGGAGUUUGGAGGGAGAAGGGCCUUGUGGGCCAUGGUGAACAGUCUAAAGUGCAUGUAAGUGCCCUAUGACAGGACGACAUGCCUGUUCUAAGUGGAUUGCUUUGGCAGUUGUGUGGCGUUGGGCUUCAGGAACAGGACAGGAAUGGGGCAGAGAGACCAGUUAGGAGGUGGCUGCAGAAGUCCAGGGGAGGGGGGAUAGAAACUCCACCAAGGGCAGCAGUGGCGGAGGUGGCAGGAAGAGGGCAGAUUCGAGAUCUAUUUUGGAGACAGACUGGCUGAUGGAUGGUUUGGCUGGGGGCGAGGGUGGGGGCCAGGAAGGAGAGGGAGGCAGCAAGGGUGGUGCUGAGUUUCCGGCUUGAGUACCACACUUUCCCAUGUCUGUGCAUCCUCUAGAAAGACUUGCUUCAGCACUGUACCAAAGUCCAACCUCCAUCUCAGCCUCCUCCUGCCUAACAGUAUCCUCUCCGGUCCAGGAAGAGUCAUUACCCUGCUUGUUCAGAUAGAAAAACUGAGGCAAGCAUCAGCAAAGCACACUGCCCCUUAGGCAACCAAUUGUAUGAACCAAAGAGCCAGAGCUUGAACCGCAGGGCUGCCUUGGGUCGCCAGAGUCGCAAAGAUGGAGGGUGAUGUCCAGUUUUAUGAUCUGUCAUGUGGUGUGACCUUAAACAAGUUGUAAAACCCCUCUGAGCCCCAGUUUCCUUAUCAGUAAGAUGGAGGAAAUAACAAGCUCUGCCUCACAGUGUGGCUGUCAGAAUGAAGUGAGGGCACAGGCCCUCCACAGAUAUUAGUACUGCUCUGCAGAUCACAGAGCUCACACACGCGUCUGCUCUUUAUGCACGUGUGUGCACACACUGUAUCUGUGUGUGCUUGUGGGCACAAAGCUGUUUGUGUGCCGACAUCACAGCCACAGCCAAUGACUAGUCCCUGCGGAGGUUUCAGGUUAAGACAGUAGCGUGUUUGCUUACAUGCUUCUGUUUAGCCUCCUGAGCCAUGCUUGCUGGUUGAAGUAGAAGCUUUUGUCCUCACUGGAACAUGAGUGAGUUGUCGAGUUUGGAGCCAGCUGUGAAAGGCAGGUGGGGGCUGAGAAGGCUAGGGCUGGAGGAAGGGAGCUGAGGAGGAAGAGGAGGAGGAGGCCAAAGAGGGCCUAGGAUGGAACCAGGGCCCAAAAGGAAAUGCACACUCAGAUCUGGAGUCUGGUGCACCCAGAGCCCCUUCUGUGGGUGGCUAUAGGAGCCUCUCCCAGCCCCCUCUCCACACCCGCUUCACUGAGACUGCUUUAUGUUCCUGUUCCCAGGAGGCAGCUGGCACCGAGGGAGGCUGGAGGGGUGGUGGGGCGGGGCUCCCCACUUUGUGCCCAGAGCCAUUCGAAGGGUGUGUCCCAGCAGGGCACACACACAGUGAUUAGGGGGAGGGAGGAGUGGCAUUCACCGUCCACUGCAUGACCCAGCCGGUGGGCUGGACAGCAGCCAGCUCUCCCCAGGCUCUUGGCUGCAAUAUCACUGGCCCUGGCACCACCCAUAGCCUACCUGGACACUCCUUCCAGUCCAGAGGCUGGAGCCCUUCUCAGAGGAGCCGCCUGGGGGCAGGCUGGGUUGGGCACCUCAACUCUGUGCACCCCUCCCUCCAGCUCCCUCCCACACCCCGCUCCAGCUGGGUUUGAAAAGGUGCUCCCAUCCUUCCUCCUCUCCAAAGCAGGCCCUGCCCUGUACUCUUUCGGCCAGAAGCUGCACCCAUAAACUGGCUCUACCCCAUAGACCCCCACCUGUUGUCUUACCAAUGAGAGAACCCUCCUAACCAGGCCAGCUGCUGGCUUUCCCCAGGGACUCCCCCUCCUGCCUCCACUUCCCCACCUGACACUGCAUCCUCUCCUGCUCCCUGCAGGACCUUCCAGGCCUGCCCAGCCCCACGCCUCCUGGAGCCCUGUCCCUGUGAGCCUGGCUUACUAACUGCUCUGCAGAAGCACUGCCCUUUCCUUGUGGACCCACAGGGUGCUGGAUGCACCUUGCCCCACUGUCCAGUACGCCUGAGCUUUAUCUCCCUGACAAGACGAGAGGCUCUGAGAUUGGCACUCCACGGCACCCACCCCACUCCACCCAGGCUGUUGAGGCAAAUCCUUUAUGGGCACACCGCAAACACUUCUGGAUUCAUACUGAUUCCAUCCAGGUCAUGUGUUGGCACCUUUACCUCCUGGGUCUGUGAGUGUAGUGUGGAGUUAUGCUUCAUUGGAUAUUUAACUAGUACCUUUGUGGACAAAGGGAUUUGACUUCUCCAUCUUUGGCUUGGGUGUUCUGGGAGUACCUGGUUUUUGAUAAAAAGCUAUGGAGUCAUCGGUCUUGGAAACUGUCCACCUGCUCUGAUGAAGCACUCUCAUUUCUUCCCUUCAGCACCCAAUUCCCUGACCUAGCAGCUUCUCCCCACCACAUCCUGGCCACCCAGCCUCUCUCUACCCCCACGCAGCAGUCCACUGCCCUCUUUCCACAGCAUGGAGGGUCUGACGCACUCAUUCUAAUCCACUGUGGAAACACCUGCUGCCCUGCCCGCAGCAGAAGGUAUUUACAGUUUAAAGGGAACCACAGAGAGAUCUGACCCUUCCUGCCUUCCUGAAGCAAGUUUGCCUGCCUGUCUGGGGCAGGCUCCCUGCAGGUCAUUCCUCAAGAAGAAAUGAAUCAUUAACAUUGGGAUUUCAGGCAAGGGGCGCCUGUUGGAGGAAAUGGUUUUGCCUGAACCAUCUUUCUGGGGCUCUGCAAAUCACAGCCUCAUCACUGGGCCUUCACGGCCAAUGUACCUUUGAGAUUUAUUUCUGGUUUUAGGUUGCUUUAAAGCUCAUGGCCUGCCCUGGGAAGAGUGGCAGAGGCCACGGAAGGCCAAGCACCUCACUGGACUCCUUGGUUUUGUGCUUGUUCCCCAUGGCACUGGGGGAAGGUGGUCAGCAGGAAAGAUCCACUCCCCUGGCUCUUCCCCCAUUUCUGAGAACAGCCAGCAGAGAGUUAUCAAGGCAUUAAUGGUUAUUUCCCCCAGGUGACCAGACAGUUCCAGGGGGAAAGAGGCCUGACAGCUCCCAGCUGGCCAGAACCUCCCAGGUGGCAGUUUUCAAAAAGGCCAUGGUGUGUGGCUUGAAGGAAAGGCCUGGGAGAGGGUGUUUAGCCACACCUGUGAUUGGUGACGGGACCACCCUAAUGCAGACUGCUGGAACCUCCAGUUGGCAUUUCUGAGUCAGCCUGCCUGAUAUGUGUAUUUGAGGGGAAGGGGUGUUGGUAGGUCCCACCCACAAGGUCUCAUGACCCCCAGCGGAGGAGGGAGCUGCAGUUCUGUGUUUGCUUCCUGCACUCCCUCUUUUGCUGUUACUUGAAGGAUUGCUCUGCAGUGUUUGAUUUGGUUAAGUUACACUCACGACCCUGUAAGGAGAAAACAUAUAAUUCUAGUAAUUUUAUUGGGCUUAGGUUUCAGGCAAAUGGAAAUAAAAUUGCCUCUAAAAAGACAGACAAGCUGAAUUGAAUAAAACAACAACAAUAAUAAUAAAAAGCCUCUCUUGCUUCGAGAUAAGUGAUAAGUCAUUUUGUGAAGUACUAGAAAGAGGGGGGAAAACCUCACAAAAACAAAAAACAAAACAACAAAACAAAAAAACGGAGGAACCCAGGAGAAAAGAAAAGCUCCUCCGCCGCCUUUGCCUUUAUUUCUGCUUUAUCUUCUCCAAAUUGCUUAAUUUGGUGUCAUAAAGUGAAGCGUAACGCGCGACUGGUGAGAUCGCCCUGUCCUGCGCUUGACAGUACAGGUGGACCAAAGGGGCUGCCGGCCAAAUACUUCUGGUUGGAGGGAGGGGUGGGAGUGCUCGCUCAAAACCACUCCUGGAAUGGCUUAACUCGCCCAGCACGAAUCAAUGACAACCUCCCGCCGGCUGCGGCAGGCUCCCCCGAGCAGCGCGGCCGCGUGGAUUCCCAGCCCGGGACCCUGGCGGCGCUCAGGACACGGCCCGGGCACGAACGUGGCGUCCCCCAGGCGGCCAGGGCUCUGGCUGAGAACAUGGCCAAUGACAUUGACGAGCUCAUUGGCAUUCCCUUCCCCAACCACAGCAGUGAGGUCCUGUGCAGCCUCAAUGAGCAGCGGCACGAUGGCCUGCUGUGCGACGUGCUCCUGGUGGUGCAGGAGCAGGAGUAUCGGACCCACCGCUCCGUCCUGGCUGCCUGCAGCAAGUACUUCAAGAAGCUCUUCACCGCCGGCACCCUAGCCAGCCAGCCCUAUGUCUACGAGAUUGACUUCGUGCAGCCUGAGGCUCUGGCCGCUAUCCUGGAGUUCGCCUAUACCUCCACGCUCACCAUCACCGCCGGCAACGUCAAGCACAUCCUCAAUGCUGCCAGGAUGCUGGAGAUCCAGUGCAUUGUGAACGUGUGCCUGGAGAUCAUGGAGCCUGGGGGGGAUGGCGGGGAGGAGGAUGAUAAGGAGGAUGACGAUGAUGACGAAGAUGAUGAUGAUGAGGAGGAUGAAGAAGAGGAGGAAGAGGAAGAGGAGGAGGAUGACGAUGAUGACACGGAGGAUUUUGCUGACCAAGAAAACUUGCCUGACCCCCAGGACAUCAACUGCCACCAAAGCCCUUCCAAGACGGACCAUCUCACAGAGAAGGCCUAUUCAGACACCCCCAGGGACUUCCCUGACUCCUUCCAGGCUGGCAGUCCUGGCCAUCUGGGGGUGAUCCGGGACUUCUCCAUUGAAUCUCUGCUGAGGGAGAACCUGUACCCCAAAGCCAACAUCCCCGACAGGAGACCCUCCUUGUCUCCAUUUGCCCCAGACUUCUUCCCACACCUCUGGCCAGGGGACUUCGGUGCCUUUGCCCAGCUGCCUGAGCAGCCCAUGGACAGUGGGCCACUGGAUCUGGUCAUUAAGAACCGGAAGAUCAAGGAGGAAGAGAAGGAGGAGCUGCCCCCACCCCCACCCCCACCCUUCCCUAACGACUUCUUCAAGGACAUGUUCCCUGACCUGCCUGGGGGGCCUCUGGGUCCCAUCAAGGCAGAGAACGACUACGGUGCCUAUCUCAACUUCCUGAGUGCCACCCACCUGGGGGGCCUCUUCCCACCCUGGCCCUUGGUGGAAGAGCGCAAGCUGAAGCCCAAGGCCUCUCAGCAGUGCCCCAUCUGCCACAAAGUCAUCAUGGGGGCCGGGAAGCUGCCGCGGCACAUGAGGACCCACACCGGGGAGAAGCCAUACAUGUGCACCAUCUGCGAGGUCCGCUUCACCAGGCAGGACAAACUGAAGAUCCACAUGCGGAAGCACACCGGUGAGCGGCCCUACCUGUGCAUCCACUGCAACGCCAAGUUCGUGCACAACUACGACCUCAAGAACCACAUGCGCAUCCACACGGGCGUGCGGCCCUACCAGUGCGAGUUCUGCUACAAGAGCUUCACGCGCUCCGACCACCUGCACCGCCACAUCAAGCGCCAGAGCUGCCGCAUGGCGCGGCCCCGGCGCGGCCGCAAGCCCGCCGCGUGGAGGGCAGCCAGCCUGCUCUUCGGGCCCGGCGGCCCGGCCCCCGACAAGGCGGCCUUCGUGAUGCCGCCCGCGCUGGGCGAGGUGGGCGGCCACCUGGGCGGUGCCGCCGUGUGCCUCCCGGGCCCCAGCCCCGCCAAGCACUUCCUGGCGGCGCCCAAGGGCACCCUGAGCCUGCAGGAGCUGGAGCGGCAGUUCGAGGAGACGCAGAUGAAGCUGUUCGGGCGCGCGCAGCUGGAGGCCGAGAGGAACGCGGGGGGCCUCCUGGCCUUCGCGCUGGCGGAGAACGUGGCGGCUGCGCGGCCCUACUUCCCGCUGCCCGACCCGUGGGCCGCGGGCCUGGCCGGCCUUCCUGGGCUCGCCGGCCUCAACCACGUGGCCUCCAUGUCUGAAGCCAACAACUAGGCGGGUCCCUGUCGACUCCGGUCCUCCAGUCCUCCCUCCAGGCCCGCUGCACCCCACUCCAUGAAUCUGAACUUUGCAUUUUAAAAACCCAAAGGGAAAAAUGAAAAAAACAAACAAACAAAAAAUACUAGCAGUGAUGGCAUUUUCCCGGGCUCCUAAAGCAGCUGCCUCCUUUUGCUGGUGUCUGAGAGGGGCAUCUCCUCCCAAAGAGCCUGGAGCCCGGGCCUCCCCUCCCCCCACCCCCGGCUGUCUCUCUGGCUCUCACAUAGAAAUUUGCACUGGCCCAUGCCACACGGAGCUGGGUGCCCAGCAGCUCUUAGGAGCUGGGUGAGUUAUGAGGGGUCAGGGGCGGUUGGCCUGGUGCCCAGCCAGUCAGAGCAGGAGCAGGGUAGGGGCUGGGCAUGCACCUUGGUUAAGCCCCACCCCCUGUGGUCAAGUCUCCCCAACACUCCUCUGAGGGCUCAUUUUCCAGUCUCCAGUGGCCCCAGGGUCCUUUUGAGAACUAGCCACCUGCCACCUAGAAAGAAAUGCUCUUUGGCAGGGAGGCCUCCUGGAGUCAGGAACCAGGCUCUGGGAGGACAGGGUCAUUUUUCCCUUACCUGUCCAGUGACCUUGACAGGUCGGCCCUCUGUAUCUCGGUGCCACCUGGCUAUGGAAGGGGCUGGUAACUUAGGUUCCCUUCCUCUGCCCCUAAACACAUAUACACCUAUCUCCCCAGAGAAUCCUGGAGAGGACAGGAGCUCUGUACUCCCCAGGUCCAUGGGGAAACAGUUUAUCUUUCUGGACUUAGUUUUAUCACAUCCAGCCGUCUAUUACCAUAUUCGCAUAGGUGAGAACUAUGGCCAUACUAGACAGAGGUCACAGGAGACAGGGGCGCUUCAGAGCAUCACCGAAGCCCACAGGCAGCUCUGGGAACUCCCAAUGCCACCCUACUUUCCCUGCAGGCCGCUGUUGAUGUCUGAACCCCUGGGGGCACUAUUUAGUGUUUACCCCAUAUCUCCAAGCCCCCUCCAAGGCUGAGCAGUGUCUUGGGGCUCUCAGGGCCAACAUCGAAGAGAUGGGGGCCACCUCUCAACACCUAGCAACUGUCUCUCCUCACCCUGAUUCCUGAAAACAGACAAAAUGUCUGGUUUUCUCGGGUUUAUGUUUGCUUUUUAAGUUAUGGGUUCCUCAGGGCACAGCAUGGCUAAUGAUGGUCCCCUUUGUUGUGUGAGAGCCCCCUCCACCCCUUCAUCCUCCCUGUGGGGGUGAAGUGGGAGCAUUUGGGUCCCCUUUUUUGGCAAAAGGGCUCAGUGCAGGGAGGUGGAAGCCUCCAAGGUUUGAAGGGCACUGUGACUUAGGGCUGUCACAUGUUCUCCUGGUUCAUGAGUUUGAAGCAGGUCCUGAAAAGGAAGGCUCUGCUGGCCCCAUGCCUUCCUGACCUUCUCUCUCCUUCCCUCCCCUCUCUUUUCUUGCCGAGUUUGCUUUGGUUUCUCAGCAGCCCAGAGAGGAGGAGGGUUCAUCCCCAGGGAGGGUCCAGGGCUGGAGUCCCCAGUCCCUGUGCCGUGGGCACAAAGAGACUUCAGCUCUUCCUGUUGCCUUGGCUUUUUCCUGAGCAAACACACAAGAAACAAAAAGGCCGAGAAGAGCACAGACUCUGUCCCUGUCACAGCUCUCCAGAAGAGACCUCUCUGAUUCUUUGUACCACCGGAUGCCACUCCAGCCGGCAGGAUUGCUACACACACCCUCUGUCCUCAGAAGUCAUCUGCCUGGGCAGCCGCCUCUCAGAUUCCUGUCUUCGUUUCAGACACUUGCCUCUGAAGCAUGCCUGUAUCCACCAGCCAACGUGCCCGUGUCCCCCCUUCCCCAAUCAGCCAAGCGAUUGGGGCCAAACCAAACUUUAAAAGAAAAAGAAAGGAAAAGUGAAUAAAUUGGAUUCCAGUGGUGUUGGGGCUUUCGUUUUUAUUUUGUAAAGGUAAUGACUUCUUAUAAACUCAAUUUUUCAGAUGACUGGUUAGUUCUUUGUUUUUUCUUAGCUGCAAUUUGGAGUUGUACAUUGUAAAAUAUCCAAAGAUGUUGAGUACUGUAUGAUCAAGAACUUGAAGCAAAUGGGUUGUGGGGGGAGGGGUGGUUGUGUUUUUAUUUUGCUUCAAUUUUUUUUUUUUAAUGUUUUGAUUUCCCUGUCUGUCUGUGGGAGAACUUUGGAAUUUUUUCUAUUUAUAACUCCUUUUUUAUGUGAUUGCUCUAUGUAAAAUGACACUCAACAAAGUUUGCCUUAGUGAUUCAAGGGACAAUCUUCCAUAACUUUGGUCGCACGCCGCAUCCUGCCAAGAGCAACUCUCAGCUAAUUUUCUGGCCUAUUUAUUAAACAGUAUUAAUUGACUUGA
Molecule: messenger RNA, 9314 nt
Organism: Sapajus apella (tufted capuchin)
Lineage: Eukaryota; Metazoa; Chordata; Mammalia; Primates; Cebidae
Gene: ZBTB7C
Product: zinc finger and BTB domain containing 7C
Exons: 3
Coding region: 5086-6948 (620 amino acids)
Biological process (GO): regulation of transcription by RNA polymerase II
Molecular function (GO): protein binding; RNA polymerase II cis-regulatory region sequence-specific DNA binding; DNA-binding transcription factor activity, RNA polymerase II-specific
Source: RefSeq, a predicted model, not a curated record